Lates calcarifer (barramundi perch) is the source of this 887-nucleotide messenger RNA. RefSeq names its product HAUS augmin-like complex subunit 2. The record is from RefSeq and is a predicted model, not a curated record. NCBI's taxonomy places the organism in Eukaryota, Metazoa, Chordata, Actinopteri, Centropomidae. Gene Ontology annotation, cellular component: mitotic spindle microtubule; centrosome; HAUS complex. The transcript is spliced from 7 exons. Gene Ontology annotation, biological process: centrosome cycle; microtubule nucleation; spindle assembly. The coding region runs from base 160 to 771 and encodes 203 amino acids.
ACGAGCCGCGGAGCUGCAGAAUUAAUCAGCCGAAGAAGAAGAAGAAAAAAAAAAGAAGAAGAAGAAGAAGAAGAAGAAGAAGGAAAUACAAACCGUCUGGCGGGCUCUGAUCAGCUGGAGCCGUUUAUGGAUAUUAGAGACGUUUCUUCGGUUUAAACGAUGCAUCAGUGGGAUCUGUCUCCGUUCUCAGUGACUCCAGCUGCAGCUCUGUUGUCCAGAUGUGUUUCUGGAGGAGUUGUGUCUCAGGAAGACAUAGACUCCGCCUCCUCCAGGCUGUGCCCCGCCUUCUCCUCUCACCUGCAGGAAACUGAGCAGCGAGUCAGAAGGCUUAGACAGCUGGAUGAGCUGCAGCUGCAGGUGGAGCUGCUGCAGGUGGAGAAGGAGAGCGCUGACAUCACACACACAUUUCACCUCACUCAGAGGUUCCAGAUGUUGCAGAUGUUUUGUGGUCACCUGCAGGACCUCCUGAAGGAUCAGAACAGCCUGAGACAGAGACUCAUGAGACCGCUGGGUCGCACCAACCUGCCCGUCCAGGCUCACCUGCAUAGGUCUGUGGUGGAGGUUGUGAAGAUGCUGCUGGACUUCAUAGAGACCCUGGAGGAGAAGCUGGACUCAGUCCAGAGUUGCACGACCACCAGAGACAGGAUCAGUCAGCUGAACACCUCUCUCGCCCAGCUCUUAUCUCAGGUGGCAGAGGUUCAGAGUUUGUCCAAUCAGGUUCUUCAGUGGAGGGAGGUGGGGAGCAGCCUUCUGGCCGAGAGCUCUACCUGACCACCCCCCCGACAGGACGCCGUCUCAUUGGACAAACAGGAAGCUGUUCGUCGUCAAACCUUCAUCGUGUGUUUUAUUCGUUUAGUUUUUCUGUAAUAAAGUCAGAUUUUACUGAA